UGACCUUGGGAAAUCCCCGUCGCAAAAAUCGCACUCCUAUUCCCCGUAGCAAGUAUGUUCGGCUUUCGGCUCCCGUCCUCCUGCCCUGCGCAGUCAGAGGGCGCGCGGGGUCCGGGGAGCCCGAUUCAUGUUUACGCCCGUCGUCAGCUGUUCGCGGGCCAUGAAUGUGCCGCGCCCGCGUCGCAGCCAUCGAUUGACUGAUACCUGAGCGAAGCCCGAGCCACGUGCGGCCCGACAGUGCCGCCUCUCCCGCCGGCCUGACCGCGCGUCCCGCCGCGUACGCCCCGCACAUGUGACGAUACAUCACCCUCAAUGGAUUACCGAAGGUGACCAGUCCGCACCAACAACUCGACCCCCACCGGUGGACGUUAAAUGCGGACGGCGGAGCCGGGGCGGCGCGCUGUAAGGCACCGGCGAUGCCCGCUACCUGAGCCGUGCUCGGCGGCGGUGCAUGUACGCGGCGGCGGGCGGCGCGUCGCUCGCGGGCCGUAAGGCGCGCCAGCACGGCCGCCAGCCCGUGCCGCUUAGCCCCGGGCACAGCCCGCCACACCCCGCGCCGACCGGCGUCCGCGCCUAUUCCUGCCAGCACUGGGAGUCCCGGCUCCAAGCGCCGCCGCCGCGCCCGCUCUCCACCGCCGUCUCCGAGCACUCGGCGUGCGAUGUCGUCGAGUGCGCAGCCGGGCGUGCGGCAUGGCAGGAGGCGGCGGCACUGUCGGUGGGCGGCGGCGGCGCGGGCGCGGGCGGCGCGGCGCGUCGCUGCUCCGUGCUCGGAGACCACCCCGGCGCGCGCCGCGACCAGCGCGGCAAGUGGCACAGGAACAACCGGGUUCGAGACGCGUCAUACGGCUCGUCGUCGGACUCUGACGGCGAGGGCGAGGGAGGCCACGGGGAGCCGUGGGGCGUCGCGAGGCUACUGUACGCAGGCCUCGGGACGCUUGCUGUCGGCCUCGUCGUCUAUUUCGUCGGCACUGGUGACAAGGGGUUCAAAACGCCGGCUCUGCGACUGGUGGGUCCAUCGCUCAUCAUCGCCGGCCUGGCGUGUUGCCUGUUGCGAAUCGCCUUCUGUAUAUUCGCCAAGCCCUGCUGCCGACGGCGGACCAACUACAAGGAGAGCAGAAGACUGUCAGGAGGAGAAGGCGAGGAGAUGCCGCUGGCGGGCGGCACGAGCGCGCGGGCGGGCCCGGCGCAGUGCUCGCCCGCGCGGCGGCUGGACGCGUCCUCGUGCGACGUCUCCAGCCUGUCCAGCGGCGAGGAGGACGAGAGGCUGCGCCGGUAUCGUACUGCGGCUGCCCCGCCGCCGGUGCCGCACGCGCCGCCCGCGCCCCCCCCGCCGGCCCCCCCACCCGUCGCCGCGCACCCCGCGCCCCCCUCCCGCCGCCCGCCGCCGAGAAACGUCUCCUUCGCCGGCCCCAACGAGGGCGAGCUCGUACUCAGCCCCGCUCAGCUGCGAUCCUAGCCCAGCAAUAAACGUGACUCUAAAGGCAACGUGAAGUGAACUUUCUAUUCCAUUACUUAAGCUACGAAUUGUUGAUUAUUUGCACGUUUGAAUAUAUUAUUGCAAGCUCCUAUCUAUAAUCGUAACUAAUUGUAAGUCUGUUUUGCUAGUUUUUAUUUGUUAUA
Cydia amplana is the source of this 1620-nucleotide messenger RNA. RefSeq lists its product as uncharacterized. The record is from RefSeq and is a predicted model, not a curated record. The transcript has 7 exons. NCBI's taxonomy places the organism in Eukaryota, Metazoa, Arthropoda, Insecta, Lepidoptera, Tortricidae. The coding region runs from base 452 to 1456 and encodes 334 amino acids.